UUAAAACAGCAUACCUUAAAAACACCCACACAUUGAGAAGGGUGGAUAAAUUAGUAACUUUUAUUCUUACCUGUUGGUGGACACGCGCGAAUUUACUUUUUGGACUUUUCGAGUUUACCUAGUCUGGACUUGGCUUUGAGCAGAAAAAGCGGAGCUGAAUGGAUGGUUAUGGGGAAUAGAGGAGGAAUUUCGGCGUUAAAUGUUUUCAGAGUCUUCGCCUUGUUUCUGUCUCUCUUCCUCUCCGUGAGUCUCCAGUGCAACAUCCUCAAGUGUAACUCAGAAUUCUGGGCUUCAUUUGCACACUCCGGAUCAGAAGAGGAGUUUUGCAGGGUGCUACGAGCAUUUAACAUUUGUGUCCACCGAACUGCACGUACAUGCAGGGGCGACUUGGCGUACCACACAGCGCACCAUGGCAUAGUGGAUCUGAUGGACCAGCACAAUUGCUCAAAAGUUAGUCCAACAUCCCAGCCGCUUGUUCGAAUCCCGCAUCCACCGACGCCAUCUUUGCUUGUGCCAGAGAACCAGGAACACUUAGAUCCUGGCCCAAAAGUAUGCCACUUCGAGAGCAACGUGUUGCCGCCUAAUUACACCCAUUGUGGCUUCUUCGGUGACCCUCAUCUGCGAACCUUUGGAGACAACUUCCAGACAUGUAAAUUGGAAGGAGCCUGGCCUCUUAUUCACAACAAAUACUUGUUUGUACAAGUCACCAAUACUCCUGUGGUGCCAGGGUCUUUAGCCACAGCUACAAGCAAGCUCACGAUCAUCUUCAACAACUUCAAGGAAUGUGUGGACCAGAAAAUGUACAGCGCUGAAGCAGGUAUGCUCCCUGCUGCAUUUGCAGACGGUUCCACCAAUGGUGGAAGGGAUAGGCGCGGGGGCAACACUCUAAGAGUGGUUGAGAAGGUUCCUGGACAGCACGUGGAGAUCCAGGCCAAGUACAUUGGAACGACUAUAGUUGUGCGACAAGUGGCCCAAUACCUGACAUUUGCUGUGCGGAUGCCAGAGGAAGUGGUGACCACCAUAGAGGAGGCAGAUAAUCAGGACUUGUACUUGUGUCUUCACGGCUGUCCUGCCAGCCAACGCAUUGAUCUGGAGAGCUUUAGGGCACGAGUGGAAAAGUCGCACGUUGCCACUCAGGCCAGAAAUGGCUUCACUUACCAGUCUGCAAAGGCCAAGUGCAAAGAGUGGCUCCCUGUGGAGGACCUAUAUUUUCAGUCGUGCGUGUUUGACUUGCUUUCUUCGGGUGACGUUAACUUCACCAUGGCAGCGUACUAUGCAUUUGAGGAUGUCAAAAUCCUGCAUUCAAACAGCCACCAAUUCCACAUUUUUGAAAAGGAGACUUUGCUAGGUAACGGGGCGGCAGAGAGAGUCUUGAAUCUAUUUUCUCUGUUUCUGAAAAAUAUCCUUGCUGCUUUUUUAUGCACAAAAGUGGCCUCGUGUUUUGAGGUUUUCAGGAUAAUCGGUGUCUUGUGAGAGUGUCAAUUCUGUUUUCUGGUUCUGUGAUCAGGACCCAGGGAAAAAAACAGGUUUAAUCAGGGUUUUCUGUCCUGGAAUGAUGUCAGUGGAUAAUCCCUCCAUUUUUUUUUCACAGGUGCAAAGUCAAGUCAAACCAAAUUAAUUGUUUAUUUUUUCAAUGGAAAAGAAAUCUUGUAAACCUUGUAACUAGGGAUGUCCGAUAUUAACCUUUUUGCUGAAUAUCUGAUAUUCCGAUACUAAUGUAUCCAUGCCCACCAAAACUAACGUAAAUGUCUCAGGACCCUACAAGCAAUUCCAGCAUAUUUGGAAAAACCUAGGCUUUGCAUUAUAGGGUUUUCAUUAUCGGAGGAACAACCAAUAACAAUUCUUACAGAUAAUAGAUAAUUUUGCAAAUA
Molecule: messenger RNA, 1871 nt
Organism: Cynoglossus semilaevis (tongue sole)
Lineage: Eukaryota; Metazoa; Chordata; Actinopteri; Pleuronectiformes; Cynoglossidae
Gene: rgma
Product: repulsive guidance molecule BMP co-receptor a
Exons: 3
Coding region: 163-1473 (436 amino acids)
Biological process (GO): BMP signaling pathway
Cellular component (GO): plasma membrane
Molecular function (GO): coreceptor activity
Source: RefSeq, a predicted model, not a curated record